Molecule: messenger RNA, 726 nt
Organism: Rhagoletis zephyria (snowberry fruit fly)
Lineage: Eukaryota; Metazoa; Arthropoda; Insecta; Diptera; Tephritidae
Source: RefSeq, a predicted model, not a curated record
AUGCAGGGCGUCCUCGAUCCGUACGUGCCGCCCGAGGGUGACGGCAAGUUCUCGGUGCUGAGCAAGGCGGGCGCCCAGCAGAAGGCGAAGCACCUGAAGCAGAAGGGCAGCUCGAUGCUCGCCCUGCGGAAGAUCAAGGCCUACGAGGACGACUUUGACGUGCCCACCUUCGCCGAGGACGCCCAGAAGAUCUACAUUCGCGCCCACGAGCUGCUGGCCGCCGGGCGCGAGCACCGCGUGAUCGGUCGCGAGGAGGACGACCUCCUCCUCGAGUACGUCACCGAGUUCGCCUACCCGCUGAUGACCUACCAGACGGAGCGGAAGACGAUUCGCUGGACGUACAUCGGCCAAAAUGAGCGCCCCGAGGUGAUUCAGAUGCGCACGCAGAGCAUGAUCGACAAGGAGAACAUGUUCGCGCAGAUCACCGUCCGCCUGAACACGCGGCAGAUCUUGGCCGUCUACGACCGCUUCGCCCACCUCAUUCACGGCAGCGAGGCGGUGGUGAAGGACGUCCUGGAGUACGCCGUCUUCGAGAAGAACAUCUCCGACUACAAUGGCCGCUGGCGCCUCCACUCCAAGAUCGUCCCCGAGUGGUCCGCCCCCAAGGAGGCCAUCAGGCAGACGUUUGUUCGCGAGGAGGCACCGGCGCCGCCCACUGAAGAGGAGAUCAAGUUCAUCGAGCAGGGCAUCGUCAGCAGUGAAAAGGGGGCGAAGAAGGAGGAGUGA